Molecule: messenger RNA, 1284 nt
Organism: Mytilus californianus (California mussel)
Lineage: Eukaryota; Metazoa; Mollusca; Bivalvia; Mytilida; Mytilidae
Product: tRNA (guanine(37)-N1)-methyltransferase-like
Exons: 4
Coding region: 65-1108 (347 amino acids)
Biological process (GO): mitochondrial tRNA methylation; tRNA N1-guanine methylation
Cellular component (GO): mitochondrial matrix; cytoplasm
Source: RefSeq, a predicted model, not a curated record
GCUAUUUCUUCUCAAUCCAUUGAAAUACAAGUCACUAAAUGAUUUUAGCAAUGAAGAAAGACAAAUGUUCAAAAAAGCUGAUGUAGACUUGGAAAGCUUUCAGCAGUAUGAUAUAGAGUUGUGCUAUGAGAAUUGGACAGCUUCAGAAAUUAUUCCAGCUAUUGUAAAAACCAAUGUCUCUGGAUUUUCCAUUAUAGGCCAUAUAGCCCAUCUAAAUUUAAAAGAAGAAGUCCUCCAAUAUAAACAUAUUAUAGGCCAGGUCUUAAUGGAUAAAAAGCCUUCACUGAAAACAGUAGUAAACAAAACUGGUCAAAUAGACAAUACUUUCCGUAAUUUUAAAAUGGAGUUAAUAGCCGGAGAAGAUAAUAUGAUAGCUCAAGCAAAAGAACAUGGAUUUACAUUUGAGUUUGACUUUUCAAAAGUAUAUUGGAAUCCCAGAUUGAGUUCCGAGCAUCAAAGGGUUGUUAAUGAAAUAAAAAAAGAAGAUGUUGUAUAUGAUGUUUUUGCUGGUGUAGGACCAUUUGCCAUACCUGCUGCUAAAUCAAGGAAAGCUAUUGUUUUUGCCAAUGACUUGAAUCCUAGUUCUUAUGAAAGUCUCUGUAAGAACAUCAAACUAAACAAAAUUAAGACAGAGAUACACUGCAGUAAUUUAGAUGGAAGAGAAUUCAUCAAGACAAUAGUCAAACCUGAUAUUUUAAAAAGAUGGGAAAAUUAUAUGGAAACAGGAAAUAAGACAAAUUUGAAAGUUGUAAUGAAUUUGCCAGCUCUUGGUAUUGAGUUUACUGAUACAUUUCAGUCAUUAUUUGCUGAUAUUGAUGAAAAUAUAAAACCUACAUCAUCAGAUUUACUUCCUUAUAUGUAUGUGUAUUGUUUUACAAAGAGUGAGACUCCUGAAGCUGAUGUGAAACAGAGAUUAGAGAGUACAAUAGGAUCACAAUUACCAGAUAACUUUACCAUUCAUAAUGUUAGAAAUGUAGCCCCUAAUAAAGAAAUGAUGUGUGUGUCUUUCCAUAUGCCAGCUGAGAUUCUAUUCAGGCAAAAACCAGAGGAGGGUUGUGGACCAGAAGUGAAGAAAAGAAGGAUAGAACUUGAAGAAAAUAACAGUUGAUUUUACAUUUGUUUAUUAAUUGUCACUUUUUGUAUCUUCGCCGAAACUGCUAGGUCAAAUUUAACCAAACUUGACAGGAAUGAUGUAGGGCAGGUUUUUAACAAAUGAUCCUUAUUUGGUUCUGAUUAGAAGAAAAACAUGGCUACCAGAGAAAAAAAAAUUGAUUCUGAUUGGCC